Messenger RNA from Alnus glutinosa, 642 nucleotides. Its product is annotated as histone H3.2. Gene Ontology annotation, molecular function: DNA binding; protein heterodimerization activity; structural constituent of chromatin. NCBI's taxonomy places the organism in Eukaryota, Viridiplantae, Streptophyta, Magnoliopsida, Fagales, Betulaceae. The transcript has a single exon. The coding region runs from base 81 to 491 and encodes 136 amino acids. The record is from RefSeq and is a predicted model, not a curated record. Gene Ontology annotation, cellular component: nucleosome.
AUUGUCUUCCAUCGCUCCAAUAGAUCUGAAUUUCCUUUUCGAGAAACAAACACAUUUCACAUUUUCAAGCGAGUUCCCUAAUGGCUCGUACCAAGCAGACUGCCCGGAAGUCGACGGGAGGGAAGGCGCCUCGGAAGCAACUGGCCACUAAGGCGGCCCGGAAGUCGGCUCCUGCGACCGGAGGAGUGAAGAAGCCACACAGGUUCAGGCCCGGGACGGUGGCUCUGAGAGAGAUCAGGAAGUACCAAAAGAGCACGGAGCUGCUGAUCAGGAAGCUACCGUUCCAGAGGCUGGUGAGAGAGAUCGCUCAGGACUUCAAGACCGACCUCCGCUUCCAGAGCAGCGCCGUCGCCGCUCUUCAGGAGGCUGCUGAGGCGUACCUCGUGGGGCUUUUCGAGGAUACCAAUCUCUGCGCUAUUCAUGCCAAGAGAGUCACCAUCAUGCCCAAGGAUAUCCAGCUUGCUCGCAGGAUUAGAGGCGAGAGGGCUUAGAGAAAUUUAUGUUGCAUUUUGGUUAGACAAACUGUAGUAGAUCUAGAUCUGGAACUUUCCUCUCUUCGUUCAGUUUAUUUUGUACAAUCCUGGAGAUCUAAUGGCCAAUUAGAUUGCCUUUUUUAUGCUCAGUGGCUCCUAAUUCUUCUCU